Molecule: messenger RNA, 1453 nt
Organism: Ylistrum balloti
Lineage: Eukaryota; Metazoa; Mollusca; Bivalvia; Pectinida; Pectinidae
Product: SAYSvFN domain-containing protein 1-like
Exons: 2
Coding region: 54-554 (166 amino acids)
Source: RefSeq, a predicted model, not a curated record
UAUCAACGUGUACUCCAGGUUUGGACGAAUGGAGUGUCGGUGCGCGAGGGGCAAUGGAGUCCAAACUUGCCGAAUACCGAGCAAGGAAAGCAAAGGAAACUGCCAGACAUGACGGCAGUCAAUCUGGCCUCAUCUCUAACUUAUUACGGAGAAAUAAGACUGCUGGGAAUGUCAGUUCUCAGUCGAAGUCAGAAUCUAACAAUGAUAACACCACUACAGCUAUGUCUAGUGAUGACAGUCAACAGCAGGAAACCCCUGAAGAGGAAGUUCUGGAGCCAAAAGUGUGGAAUAAAAUAGCAGUACUGGAGCUUUGUCUAAAGUGUCUCUUAUGGUUGGCACUGUGGGGACUAUUUAUAGAACUACAGUUCGGUGCUGUUUUCAUUUUGUUGUCGGCCUUGUUUUUCCUUUACAAAAGCUUAAGUGAUAGGAAACGGAAGAAAAAUAAACUAAGUGCCUAUUCUGUGUUCAACCCAAACUUUGAAAGGCUUGACGGGACUUUUACUGCUGAACAGUUUGAGCAGGAGCUUCGAUAUGGACCUAGUGCUGUCAAGUGAUAUUACACAGCUACAGUACUGACCAGAUCUGAAUUUUAUUUCAUAAUCUAGAAAAUUAAUUUGAUAUGAUAUACUAAAACCUGCUUAUAAAAUGUGAUAUUAUGAGGAGUUCCAUGUUAUAUCACAUUAUAUAAACCAAACUGAAUUAAGAAUAUUCUAUGAUGAGAAACUUGAUAUUAAUAGAAAUGUGAUAUAAGGCAGUAUGAUGUCUAAUUAAGAACUUGAAAUACUAGAAAGAAAAGCCAAUGGUCAAGCCAAGGUAUUUUAGCUGAAUAUAAAGAAUUUAAAAUGUAGAGGAAUGACAUCAAAUUUGAAUUAUAGGAGAUAAAUAUAGACAUCUAUACAUUUGAAUCUUUAUAUCAGCGCAAAACUUUAUACUCGUAUUUUAAUUUCUCAAAUAUGUGGUAUUAUGAGAAUUUGUCAAAAUAAUGAUCUGAUAUUUACAUUUUAGGUUAUUUAGAUGUAUAACAUAGUUUUCCUAACAAGUAGUUUUUGUUUUAGACAAUGUGUAUAUCUUUAAGUUUAAUCUUGAAGGUGUUCGAAAGAUGAAGAGGUCUGACGUUUUGCUUUUAUAAAAAAUUUGACACAUAUGGAAUCUUUCAAUGUUUUUGUCCGCUAUCAUUGUACAUGCAUGUUAUGAAAAGCACAUUCCUUAUAAUGUAAAUUUUGAAAUUUUCAUUUAUCAACACCUAGUUCUGAUUUCCUUAUUUUGGAUCUGGGGUCAGCAAUACAAGGCACCUUGAUAGUAUUACAUUUCUUUACUGAUAAUCUUGUAUUGAUUUCUUUUUUUUGUCUUCAGUUUUGAUCUGAGAAAGUCUGAGGCAGAUGAAUCUGUACAAAUGUUGUUGUCAGUCAUGUAUCUUGUUAUUUUAUUUACAAAGGUGAUUAUAAAACUUCUA